CCAGCAACCAGGCUAUCAACACCACAACCACCAUGGGAUCCCUUUUCGAGCAACCUAGAAACGCCGGAACCCUGUGUAAGCUAUCUGCGAGGCUUCUAAAUGCUGUUCCAACUAACAUAUCCUAGUCCUGGGCGGUCAGAAAAUCAGUGGGUCGGAUAUUCGCGAUCAGAAUGGUAUGCACUUUACGAGCUUUUGCAGACAAAGAGGCUGACCUGGGGGAACAGUCCUUGCUACACAAGCCAUCUCAAAUGUGGUGAAGACCUCGUUUGGGCCCAGUGGCCUUGACAAAAUGAUGGUGGACGAUAUUGGAGUAGGCCCCCAUGCCCCGCUUCCUACUUGCAGGUAGCUAACAACUCUUAGGAUGUAACAGUCACGAACGAUGGCGCAACCAUUCUCAGUUUACUCGACGUCGAACAUCCAGCAGGAAAGAUCUUGGUUGAUUUAGCGCAGCAGCAAGAUAAGGAAGUCGGAGAUGGAACAACUUCUGUAGUUAUUAUUGCCGCAGAGCUACUCAGAAGAGCCAACGAGCUCAUGAAAAACCGAAUACACCCAACAACCAUUAUCACCGGAUAUCGAUUAGCCCUCCGAGAAGCCGUCAAAUACAUGCACGAAAAUAUCAGUGUCAAGGUGGACCAGCUAGGCCGAGAAUCUCUCAUCAACAUUGCCAAAACCUCCAUGUCCAGCAAGAUUAUCGGAUCUGACUCAGAUUUCUUCGCGGAUAUGGUUGUUGAUGCUAUGCAAGCUGUCAAGUCAACGAACAACCGACAGGAGGUCAAGUACCCAGUCAAGGCCGUCAACAUCCUCAAGGCGCACGGAAAGGGAGCUUUGGAGUCAAUGUUGGUCAAGGGUUACGCUCUAAACUGCACUGUUGCCUCUCAAGCAAUGACAACCAGAGUCACUGAUGCAAAAAUUGCUGUUUUGGACAUGAAUUUACAGAAGGAGAGAAUGAAACUUGGUGUCCACAUCACAAUCGACGACCCUCAACAAUUGGAACAAAUCCGACAACGUGAGGCAGGAAUGGUUAUGGACAGAGUGGAGAUGAUUUUGAAGGCAGGAGCAAAUGUCGUGUUGACCACGAAAGGUAUCGAUGAUCUGGUUCUCAAGCUCUUUAUUGAGAAGGGAGCUAUGGCUGUGAGAAGGUGUAAAAAGGAAGAUCUCCGACGGAUAGCAAAGGCGACUGGAGCUACUCUUAUCAGCUCUCUUUCGGAUUUGAAUGGAGACGAAAAGUUUGAAGCUUCAUCUUUGGGACAUGCUGAGGAGGUCAUUCAGGAGAGAAUCUCAGACGAUGAGUGUAUUCUCGUCAGAGGAACCAAGGUCCACACUUCUGCAUCCAUCAUUCUUCGCGGACCCAACGAUUAUCAGUUAGAUGAGAUGGAGAGAUCCGUCCACGACUCUCUCUGCGCUGUCAAACGAACCCUGGAAAGUGGAAGCAUCGUUCCAGGUGGUGGUGCAGUCGAGACCGCACUUCACAUCUACCUCGAAGAAUUUGCUGGUACAGUUGGUUCAAGAGAGCAACUUGCUAUUGGCGAAUUCGCUCAAGCUCUUCUUGUCAUCCCAAAAACCCUAGCAGUCAACGCAGCCAAGGAUUCAUCUGAGCUCGUCGCACAACUUCGUUCAAGACAUGCUCUCUCUCAACGUAUCCAAGAAGGUGAUGCCAAUGAAGAUGAAAAGACCAUCGCAAAAAAGAAGAACUACAAGAAUUAUGGUCUCGACCUGACGGCCGGCAAAGUCGUCGACGAGAUCAAGGCUGGUGUUUUAGAGCCAAGCAUGAGCAAGAUUAAACAGUUAAAGUCUGCUGUCGAGGCUUGUAUUUCGAUUAUGAGAAUAGAUACCCUGAUCAAGUUAGAUCCGGAGCAGCGAGGAGAUGAUGAUGGACAUGGACAUUGAUGAGCUAAAUGGGUAUUUGAAGCUGGACAAAACUUUUGAAAACUUGAUGCUUGUAAUUUUAU
Molecule: messenger RNA, 1949 nt
Organism: Hymenoscyphus albidus
Lineage: Eukaryota; Fungi; Ascomycota; Leotiomycetes; Helotiales; Helotiaceae
Source: the annotation of a GenBank genome assembly